Notolabrus celidotus (New Zealand spotty) is the source of this 2404-nucleotide messenger RNA. RefSeq lists its product as uncharacterized. Lineage: Eukaryota; Metazoa; Chordata; Actinopteri; Labriformes; Labridae. The transcript is spliced from 4 exons. The record is from RefSeq and is a predicted model, not a curated record. The coding region runs from base 84 to 1001 and encodes 305 amino acids.
CCUGUAAGAGUGGAGCUGUACAAAUCGUAGAUGGAAAAGGAUGAGCUAAAGAGGAAGAUUUAACUCCAAAUACCUGAGGUGUCAUGGGUCGUCGCGAGGAGCUCAGUGACUUUCAAAGGGGGACUAUAGUGGGUUGUCAGAUGUGCAAAAAGUCAGUCCGGCAGAUUUCUGAUCUGUUAAGCCUGCCUCGGUCUACUGUCUGCGCAGUGAUACUGAAGUGGAAACAUGGAGGAGUAACCUCAGCUCGGCCCCGGAGCGGCAGACCGCACAAGCUGAAGGAGGAGGACCGUCAGGUGCUGGAGAAAGUAGCGCUUAGGGUUAGGGUUAGGGUUAGGGGUAGCUGUCUGCGCUCGGUGGAAGCUGUCGCAACCGAGUUUCAGUCCGUGUCCGGGGCCUCAGUGAGCCCCAGGACAGUCCGAAGAGAGCUUAGAGUGAUGGGCUUCCGCGGCCGAGUGUCCACCUACAAAAAGACUAGAGGCCUGCCUCAUGAUACUGUCGUCAGAGAGAUAAUGCAGUGGUGUCGUGGAGGAAUAACCCCAUUUCGGCCCAAGAGCGACAGCUGGCUCAAGCGAAGGGAGGAGAAAUUGGCACAAAUAGCGCUGGAAAAAAGUCUGUCCUCAGUGGAAGCUGCCGCAACCGUUUCCACCGACCACGAGACUAGAGGUGAACCGGACAAAGAGCUGAACCCUAAACAGAAGGUGUGGGAGCAGGUUCAAGCAGACUUACACACUGACCCCCAGUGUGUUGCAACCUACAAGCGAGUUGCCUUUGAGGUCAUUGGCAAAGGUGUUUGUAGAGCUCAAACUAUGAGCAACAGAGAAAUCAGGUUCUCUUUGUGGUCAGAGGAGGGCACUACAGGAUCCAUGAUGGUGUGCUGUUUGUGUGAAGUGAGUUUGUUGAAGUUUGACAUGCCUCACACAGUCAUAUCAAACAGAGUGCCCAAAAAAUGGAAGUUCCUACAAAGAAUCCCUCUGCUUUGGGGAAUUUUUGAUGAAAUGUAAACAUUUUCCCAUGAUGCCACAGAGAGUAUUUCUAUGGAACUGUACAUGAAACUCUGCAGUGCAAAAGUCCCAUCCAAAUAACAGGACUAUGAGGGGUUUUACUUUAUUUUGAAAGAGGGAAUAAAGUAUGAAAUAAGUGGGGAAACUACAUUAGAUUUACCAAAUGAAACAUUACGUUUGUAUGCAAGUUCUCUGAGCUCCUUUAGUUUAAGUCUCAUUACAGCAAGUGGGUGGGAUUGCAUCAGCAUGAGAUUUUCAUGGCACAAUUCCCAUCUCAGAAAACAUAAUGAUCUUAUGGAAUACAGUUUUGCAUGGUUAUUGAUAUUAUUAUUAUUAUUAUGAUCAGGUGAAAUUAAUGAAAACAGAGUGGUAUUUAAGCUAAAGAAACUUUUCUUUAUUUUUUUACAGAAUAUAAUCAUGUACAGUUAUUUUUGACACCAUAAAAAGUUUACCACUACAACCUGAGGAAUGGAAAUGGGUCCGUUUAGAAGUAAUCUACAUAAGGUCAUGCAGGAAAUGUUUUCAUGUUGGAUGUAUCUCAUCUGAUCUCGAUUUUGUUUCCUUCCCAAACUUUACUUCUGUUUAGCUACAGUUCCCAGGGAAUCUAUGGGAAUGAAUGAUACUGAGAAGUUGGUUCUGAACAAUUAGUCAAAUGUUGUUUUUGUCACUUUAAUAAGAAGAUGUGCAUCCUCUGUGUUACUGAACAGCCUUUCUCUUCUAUUCAGAUACUGUAGGAGGUUGUUUACCCUUUAUACCCUACGUGUCCUUUUUCAUGAUCAUGUAUCAGCCUUCAUAAUCAUCACUAAUAAACAGAUGUAUCAUAUUACAGACAGAAAUUAACUAAUAUGUUGGUUUUAAAACAAGCUGUUUUGUGUCCUUACAGUUGUAAUACAUAUAUUUACCAAAAUUAAAAGAGAAUAACACAACCAUGAAAAAACUCUCCUUCCUUAAUUUUAAAGGAAGAACUGAAAAACAGUAUGUAAAGAAAGGGGAUGUGAUUCAGGAACUAAGAAGUGGAACAGGUUGUCAGUCUCAGAGCUGCUGGUAACAGGAUUGUUAAUCUUUUCGUGAGAGAGUCCUUUCAUUACUUUAAGUUUAUACAAAGUUUGGAAAAAGCUGAGGUUCAAACGUUAAUAUGCUUGAGGUUGAAUGUACAUCAAUGUAAAAUGUGUUUGAAUUUGAACAAACUGGUGUUUCAUUACAUAAUCACUCACAGACAGGCUCAAACCUCAUUGUUAUUUGAAAUGCAAGAAUCUCAGAUUUGAUUAAGAGUUAGAAGUCUAGAAAUGUUUGCUGUAGUAACCAUGAAAGUGUUUCAAUUUGUCAUUAUGAAAGCUGGAAUCCCUGAUUAUUUGAUCAUAAUCUAAAGUGGGAGCUAUUAAUCACAUCAAGCCGAUACUGUG